Molecule: messenger RNA, 4737 nt
Organism: Hippoglossus stenolepis (Pacific halibut)
Lineage: Eukaryota; Metazoa; Chordata; Actinopteri; Pleuronectiformes; Pleuronectidae
Gene: shtn3
Product: shootin 3
Source: RefSeq, a predicted model, not a curated record
GAGGAAGAGGAGGAUGGGGGUGGAGGAGGGGUCCAGGAGCCAGAUGAUGCUGAUGACAGUGAGAGGAGGAGGGGGAGGAGGAUCCUGUUCGCCGGCAGCAGCAGCAGCAGCAGCUCCAUCUCCAUCCCAUGCGUCUGGAGGAAGAAUUCAAACAACGGAGUCACAUCCCAACAUGUGCUAGCUUCAGUCUGUAGACAUCGCAGCCUGGUCCCAGACGGAGCUGAAGAUGCUUCCCUGCUCGUCCUCUGCGCAGAUGGAGGGAUGCGAGGAGGAGAGAGACGCGCACAUGCACACGGAGUGCCACAGACUGACGGAGGAGCGGGACGAGGCCGAGAGACAACUCAAACACAUCAAGAGAGUGUCUCAGAUGGUGAUUGAGGAGGUGAGCGUCCUGCAGACUCAGCUGGACAUCGAGAAGUCGUGCCGGGAAAAUGCAGAGGCCGUGGCCACAAAGCUCAACUGUGAGAACAGGAAGUUGAAGUACCUGAGCCUGUCGUCUCGGACGUCUCUGGACGAGCUGCUUCCCAGCAUCUCGGACUGCAUCGCACUGGAGACCGACGCAGACGCUGCAGACGCUGCAGACGCAGCAGACGCCAGCCCAGACACCUUCAUACAGUAUCAACAACAGGUCAAAGAGCUGAGGGACACGGUGACCGGCUUGUUGGACGAGAAGAAGAAUUUUGUUUGUCAGAUCCACGACCAGCAGAAACGGAUAGAUGAGCUGACCAAUCAGUCAGAGAGAAAUCAGACGGAGAUGAAGGAGCUUCGUGAAACUGUCGAGAAGCAAAGUAAAACCAUCAAGAGAUUCAACAGAGUCUCCAUGAUGGCCACUCAGGAGUACGAUGGGAUGACGGAGCAACUGGACCUGGAGCAGAACCUGAGGGUCAAAGCUGAGACCUACGCACACGAGAUGCUGGUGAAGCAGAAGGAGGCCAACAGGCAGAGCAUGCUGCUGCUGCAGAAUGCUGAGCCCAGCGUUCAGCUGCUCAAAGCUCUGGAGGACGUGGCAGCCAUCACCAAAACCCUGGAGGACGAGCGUCUGCAGCAUCAGCAGAAGGUGCAGAGUCUGGAGGCCCAGCUGGAGCAGAGCUCUGUGAAGGAGCAGCUGGAGGCGCUGCAGAGGCAGCUGGAGCUGCUGGAGGUGGAGAAGAAGGAGGUGGAGGGACGGCUGCAGCAGGUGGAGACAAAGAACGAGGGGCUGGAGAACAGAGUCUACGAGCUCCAGGAGACCCAGAAAAAGAUCACCAUGACGACCAGCACAGCACCCCCUCCCCCUGAACCUGGAGUGGCCCCACCUCCCGCUCCUCCCCCACAGCCGCCUCCUCCCCCUCCUCCUCCCCCGCCACCGCCUCCUCCACCCCCGUCCAGAUGCAAUCCCCUCAGUUCUCUGAUCGCCAUCAUGAGAAAGUCUUCAAAAGGCUCCAAAGCCUCUGUGAAGGCAGAGGAGCCUGCAUCUUCUGAGGGCUCGGACGACGUGAAGGUGAAGGCGGUGAACGAGAUGAUGGAGAGGAUCAAACACGGAGUCGUCCUGCGGCCGGUCAAGAGCCAGGGCAGCAAGAAACAAAGCACCUCAAAGUUCGUCCCUGCUUCGUCACCAAAUCCACAGAGACCAGCAGUAAAACCGCCUCCACCGUGUGAGGAGAAACCACAGGAGAGCGCCAUGGAAGAACUGAAAGGCAUCCUGGAGACGGUGAAGAGGAGCCCGAGUCGAGGCUCUCAGGAGUCGGGCCCCUCCCCUCCGGGGAAGAAGGACAGCGAGCUGGAGGUCAUCCUGAGACGCAGACGUAACAAGGCAGGCGAGGCCGGAGCUGCAGACGACGGCCAGUUGAGCCACGUCUCCUCCUGCGACAGCCUGAACUCGAGCAAAGAUCCGGAGGCGCCGGGGGGGCUGAGCGCCUCCUCCGACCCGGCGGCAGCCAGGUUGAGCUCAGAGAGACGGGGCUCCGGGCCGGGACCUAUCGUGGCCCGGAGGAAGAGCUCUGACACGGGCAAGCAGGCCAGAGCCGGCUCCUGGCAGGAGAGGAGGUCCUGCAGCUCGCUGUCUGAGAGGGAGACGGCAGAGAACCAAUUCAGCAACGGCUGCGUCAACAGCGCUGGGAAGGAUGAUCAGAAUGUCCAGUCGAACGGAGUUGACCACGGAGAACCUGGUGAGAACGCACACGCCACCGUCUGCGCCGGUCCGGUCAAUGGCAGCGCCGAGUGCUAAGGUGGAGGCCGAGGAUCCUGGGUUUGGUUUCAUAUCUAUCAGAUUAUUUGAUGGAUACGGCCGAUGUCACUGAUAUUCACUCAGAUCAGAAGAUGUUUGGUUCAAUCCCAUCAAAACAAACCAACAGUUCUGGUUCAAGUAUUUCCUGAAGAGUUUCUUGCUUCACUGACACACGUUGAAGUUGAGUUCAAACAUCUCCUGUGAACGAGUGAGUUUAGAUCCUGUUCAGGUUGUGCUCGCUGUCGAUCUCCAGCCUCUGUAGAAACCUUCUCCAACUCAGACUUUCACUGUUAAGACAUAAGUCAACUUUCAUUGUUUUCAGUCCAAACCAGUUUGAGCAUCAAAUAUAUGCGGAAGUUCAUUCAUUUAAAAAUAAAAAAACAAUGUAAACGACAGUGAAUAUCUCCUAUCUUAGCAUUUUUUCAUAUAAAGGCAGUUGUUGCCAACGUAGACUGUAAAUAAAGAUGGAAGGUUCCUCACACUGUACAAAUAUAAAGCUAAAAUAUCAGAUACAGUGCUGCCUGCUUGUGCUGGUGACGACAGUGAGUCAGUGUGAAGUUUCUACAGUGAGAUGGUGUUCUGAGUUUUUAUCAAUCUACUGUACGUCAGUUAUUUUUUCUUAGAACAAACCCGUGGAUCCUCGAGGACGAAAUGACUGAACGUUACGAGGGAAGCUGCACCUUUUUUUUGCACCGAGCCUCAGUUUUCUUCAAACACUUCGACUUGUACGACGACUGCGAAGCUUUAGGUUGAUGUUUUUCUUUGUUUUCUCUAUUCGAUGACACAAAGGUCUUUGUGUCAUCAGAAGGAAUGCGCUGUGCCGGACUGUUAAAGAUCCAACUUCACCUCCAGGGUAAAAAAAUAGUCCAGAAAUCCCUGCACGUGGAAGAGAAGCACUUCCAUGUUUUCUGCAGAGGAUUUCUCACGUCCAGGUUUCAGCAGGUCGACUAUCAGUGUGUCUGAGGUUUGAUGUGGAAAUCAGACAAAUGUGGGAAAAGUAAUAAUUCAGGUUUUGAAAGAAAAGAACAAGAUGUUUCUCCAACAACAGAAAAGACAGUAGGUGGGUUUCCAUCAUGGUUCAUGCAGAUUUGUUAUUUACGGCGAGGAAAUGCAAGAAAUUCAAAAGACAUCCUGAAAUGUUGAAAGAAAACUUGUUAUGCUCGACUGAGAUGGAAGCAGACGAAUGGAAAAAAACAUCACAACAUGAAUCAGGUUGUUAAAACGUCCAAUGAGAGAAGAGAUGAAAACUGAUCUGUGACAUUUCUCGAAUUAAUACAGAGAAAUGUCUUAUUUCAAUGUUUCUCGAGUAAGUGACUUAUCAGCAGAAGAAGAAACUCAUCCAACAACCUAGAUAAUAAAUAGCAUUAAAUAUAUAUAUGAACCAAAAAGAUUCUCUCUUGAGUUACGUGUGCCUUCUUUUCUUUUUCUGCGUCUUUGUGGACCGAGCAGCUGCAAGAAAAAUGUGUUGGCCGCAUUCUGUAAUAGCUUCGAUGCAUCUGACUGAAUCACAAAUGGCGCUAUCUGCUGUUUAUCUUAAUAACUUCUCAUAUUGGUGUGUAGCAUUCGUGGACACAAUCUGCAAAUCACAUUUUCUUUUGAAAUGUGGAUACAUUUGUUCCGUAUCUGGAUGGAAACCCACCGAACAUCACAACUAAAUCACAGCUGACGGAAAAGUUCUCAGGGUCCAUGGGACAAAAUGUCACCAAACCCACAUCAGGGGCCUUGACGAGAAACAUCUGGGAGAAACCAACUGAGCCAUUGUUAUUUUAAACUCUUGGUGAAAAGGGUCUUCGGAAGGCGUCCGGUGUUUGUGCACUUUCUCUGCCUCUAAACCUUCAGGUCCUGAAUCACUGUGUUGUUAAAACCCAUGAGACACGUCAUCGUCCCUCCACCACAGAUAAGACGUCUUCCACACACCUCCUGUGUGCCUGUAUGCACAUAUACUCUGAGACGCCCCCCUGCUGUGUCUGUACUCGGUCGACUCGCUCACCGCCACGUGCAUUCCUUGACUUUUAUUUUGUAGGGCCUGCUGUCUAUAUAUAGCUUUUCCUGACACUCGAUGCAACGUGAAGAAUAAUUUUGAAGAGUAUGCAAUUACAUAAGGCACAUUUGUAUGAUGCUUUCACACCUUGUCGAUAUUUCUUAAAACACAGACUCACAUUUACAAGUGCAUUUCGUUCUUUAGGUGUAUUUAUUCUAAUGCAAAGGACCAGAUGUCACUGAGCAGCCAGGCUGCACAGGAAACCACCCUCGGAGCUCUGACAGCUGCCUCUGGCCUGAGCAUUAUGCAUAUCAAGGCUUUGCACAGGCCUCAGAGGGCCGGGGGGGGGGGUGGCCUGCAGCUGGGGUGUGUCAGGUCCUCGUACUGAUGUCGACCUCGUGGCUACUUAAAGGGAUUUACUGCAUCCGACAGAGUUUGGGUGACGAUAGAUAUUGUGUGUGUUUGGGAAAUAAAUGGAGUGUUAAAGGUUUUUUAAAACAUGGAUUUUCAUUUUAGCAUCACUUGAAAUAAAUUGCAAAUCGAAAAGAAA